UUCAUUGAGUACGGAUGUGCAAAAGCGCUGUCUAUAAAUCGCUUAGCAUAAUGGCAACAAAUAUAUUGAAAUGCAAUAAUUGUAAUAUUGUAAUUAGUGAACUAUUAUCUUUUGUCCAAAAUAAAUGUGAUGUUAUGGACGAGGAAAGUCUCAUUCGUAUUGUUACGACUUCAUUUUCGAGUGAAGAAAUCAGUGAAGCGAAGACUUUGUUAUUUGACUCAGUCAAUACGAAGAUACGAAAGAUUAUGCGGAAAAAGGACGGUAAAGAGAAGCGGGAUAUAGAAGAUAUUUUAUCACUAUUGAAAGGAAUAGAUCCCGAAAAAAUUCCGAUUUUUGUCGCAAGAAACUUACAGAAACUACCCCCCAUAAGUUUUGAUCACGUAGAUGUAACCAAAUUAUUAAAAGAUAUACUCGUGUUGCAACAGGAGGUUCGAACUGUAAAGGAAACCUGCGCUACAACGAAAGAAUUACAGUUGAUAAAGAAUGAGUUGGCAAAUUUAAAAUCAGCCUCAAUUGUGAAUAACUUUGAACCCUCACAAUAUAUAAACACGAAGAGAGGGUGUGCAAAUGUUAUUGAUAAUUUUCAUUACGACAGUGGGCCCAUUGGAUUGCUUCAUAUUUCUCAGGAAGAGAAAAAUGGAAAUAUAAAUAGCGAGUGCAACAUAAAUAUUCCAUCGAAAACGCAAUCUAAUUGUUUGAUAAAUAGUACAUUAGAAAACGUAAGUGCGAGGGUAGAAGAUACAGUACAUCAAUGCAAACAAAACAUAGCAGCGGACACGCAAGUGAGUGCGACCGGUGGGAACAUAGCCAAUAGUCACAACACAGUCUCCCAUCCAUUAGUAGUGGAAAAAUCAUUUGCUGAUAUUGCUUCUGGCGGAAAAUGGAAAAAUGGAAAAAAGUCAGAAGAUUGGAUAGUUGUACAAAGAAAGAAACUCAGAAAUAAAUUUAUGGGGAAAAGAGGACAAGCAAGCACAGAACCGGAGGAAAAAUUUCGAGCAGCAGAUGUAAAGAUACCGCUUUUUAUAAAUAAAGUUGAUAAAAAUACUUCCAUAGAGGACAUAUCUUCAUAUAUUUUGCAAAAAACUAAGGUGUCUGUAGCGCUAGAAAAAAUUUGCAUGAAAUUUCAGAAGGAAUAUGAUGCGUAUAAAAUAUUUGUACCGCAAAGUAAAUUAUCUAUAUUUAUGGAUGCGGGUCUAUGGCCUGAUGGAAUUUCGUUUCGUCGGUUUGUUACUUUUAAAAAGACAUCUGGUAAUGAUGACAAGUUUUUAAAUACAAAAUAAUAAUGCAUAAUAGAACACUAACUUUGAUAUCCUUCAAUUGUAAAUCAAUGAAAAGAUCGGUAGAAUGCAUAAAAUCUUUAUGUGAACGGGCGGAUAUAGUCGCAUUGCAGGAAACUUGGCUUCUACCUCAUGAUAUACAUAUUUUAGGUAGCAUUCAUGAUGAUUUUGGAUAUUCUGGAAAGUCUGCUGUGGACACAUCAGUAGGCAUUCUUCACGGUAGACCGUUUGGUGGUGUCGCAAUAUUGUGGCGGAAAAGUGUUUUCAGGUCAGUGUCGGUGAUUAAAUGUGAAAGUUCGCGAAUAAUAGCAAUUAUUGCAGAGACUAGUGAUAAACAAAUGGUUAUUAUGAGUGUUUACAUGCCCACAGACGAUAGUGAAAAUUUAACAGAAUUCACUCACUGCUUAGGCGAGAUCUGUGCAAUUGUUGAGAAUAAUGACUCGCAGACUGUAUUUAUUCUUGGUGAUUACAAUGCGCACCCACAUGGACAAUUCGGUAAGGAGCUUUUACAUUUCUGUACCGAACAACAGCUGAUUUGUGCGGAUAUAGAGAAAUUAGGUUUGAAUUCGGAUAGUUAUACUUUUAUUAGCGAUGCACAUGGGACAAAAAGUUGGUUAGAUCAUAUUUUAGUAACACAAGCUUCUUGGAAGUCUAUUACAGAUAUAAAUAUACUUUAUGAUAUAUAUUGGUCUGAUCAUUUCCCUAUUCAAAUAAAAUGUAACAUAAAUAUAUUGCAAUCAAAAAUAGCAAUAAAUGGAAGACAUUGUAAUAAAAUAUUGUGGGGAAUUAGAGACUAUGAACAGAUACAAUUAUAUAAUAAUUAUUGUAAUAAAAAGUUAAGUGAAAUUGAGUUCCCAUCUGAGCUUGCUAAUUGUUGUGAUAGAGAGUGCAGUGAUCCUAUUCAUAAGACCAUAAUAAACCAAUUAUACAGUAAUAUAGUAAAUACAUUAGCAGAAGCUGCAGCUCGAAGUCACGACAGGCCUGUUGGGCGGCGAAGAUGUGUAACUGGUUGGAAUAAAUAUGUAAGGGAGGCACAUAAUGAGGCUAGAAUUAAGUUUUCGAUAUGGGAAUUAUAUGGUAAACCAACUGAGGGUAUUAUGUAUAAAGAAAUGUAUGAGAGUCGUAAGAGAUUUAAAAGUAAACUAAAAUGGUGUCAAAAUAACCAAGACCAAAUAAAAAUGGAUAUAAUUGCUCUUUGCCGCUCCAGAAGUGACUUUAGUAGGUUUUGGAGAGCGACAAAUAGUCUAAACGGUAAAACUAGUUUUCCUGUAAAUAUUAAUGGUAUUAAUUGUCCUAAACAAAUAGCUAAUAUGUUUAAAAAUAAUUUUAGAGUAACAUCUCCUUUAGGUCAACAAAACUUACAGUCGACUACAAAUGCUUGUAGUAAAAAGAUAGUAGGUCAAAUGCAUAAUUUUACAUGUAAAGAUAUUGAAUUUAUUAUAAAGAACAUGAAAAGAGGAAAGUCCCCUGGGCAUGAUGGCCUUAGUAUAGAGCAUUUUCAGGCAGCUGGGGACCAUUUGCCCAGGGUGCUCUCAAUGUUAUACACGUAUUGUAUUGGGCAUACAUACCUACCAGAGGAUAUGUUGAAAACGAUUGUUGUACCAAUACUUAAGAACAGGACGGGAGAUGUAUCGGACAGCGGUAAUUACAGGCCUAUAUCACUGGCUACAAUAACAGCCAAGGUGUUUGACGGUUUACUUGAUACGCAACUUAGACGACAUCUAAACUUGCAUGACCUUCAAUUUGGCUUC
Molecule: messenger RNA, 3028 nt
Organism: Galleria mellonella (greater wax moth)
Lineage: Eukaryota; Metazoa; Arthropoda; Insecta; Lepidoptera; Pyralidae
Exons: 1
Coding region: 15-1280 (421 amino acids)
Source: RefSeq, a predicted model, not a curated record